Molecule: messenger RNA, 639 nt
Organism: Oryctolagus cuniculus (rabbit)
Lineage: Eukaryota; Metazoa; Chordata; Mammalia; Lagomorpha; Leporidae
Source: RefSeq, a predicted model, not a curated record
AUGAUUUUCCAUUCAUUUUCAGGUGAACUUCAGAGAAUUGGUGAUAGGAGGAAGGCUCAAUAUAUGUUAGACUGGAGGAAAGCAGCAUUAUAUCCUGAUUGGAGGAAAGAAGAGUUCCAGGCUGUAAACGUGACCCUGGAUGCAGACACUGCCCAUCCUGCCCUCUUCCUGUCUGAACAGAGACGUGUAACCUGGCAAGAAGAGAGGCAGGAUCUUCCUGCCUCCCCACAGAGAUUUGAUUCUCUUCCCUGUGUGCUGGGUCAGCUGAGUAUCACUUCCGGGAGAUACUACUGGGAGGUAGAUAUUGGGGACACAGUUUCCUGUGAUCUGGGAAUCUGUAGGGACAAUGUAACAAGGAAGGGGCAAGUCACACUAUCCCCACAAAAUGGUUUCUGGGCCUUCAGGAUUUAUGAGGGGGAGUAUUGGGCUCUCACUUCCCCAGAAACUCAUCUUACUCUGAGACAGAACCCCCGUAGGGUGGGGAUAUUCCUGGAUUAUGAAGAUGGAGAUGUGUCAUUCUAUAACAUGACAGAUGGAUCCCAUAUUUACACCUUUACCCAAAAUGUAUUCCAAGGUGCCUUAAGACCUCUUUUCGGGCUUUGGAAGUCUGACAAAGGCAACUUGACCAUUGUCCACUGA